Danio aesculapii is the source of this 3906-nucleotide messenger RNA. RefSeq names its product gastrula zinc finger protein XlCGF57.1-like. The record is from RefSeq and is a predicted model, not a curated record. Lineage: Eukaryota; Metazoa; Chordata; Actinopteri; Cypriniformes; Danionidae. The transcript has 4 exons. Bases 16 to 1365 code for a protein of 449 amino acids.
GGAGUGCUGGCGCUCAUGUUCGUGCUCUUAUUUUGCCGUGGCGUUGUGACGUCAUAUGUGUGCGCUGCGCUGCUGUUUUGUUGUAAAUCUGCUGAAGCAAGGUUUGUUUUUUCCUUUGCUGGUGCUGGGAUGUCCAGUAGAUGGCGCUAUUGUCUUGAUCACUUGUUCCCUUGGAGUGCAUUACAGGCCACUAUUAUAAAGAUGACGUUUAUUAAACAGGAGAGUGAAGACAUCAGGAUUGCAGACGUGUUCACACUGAAACAGGAAGAUCCUGAGAGGACUGAAGAAACAUUCAGAGUCAAACAUGAAGAUCCUGAGCAGCUAACAGACCUGAAGCCACCAAAAGUGGAGGAUGAAGAAGAGGAUGAGUUUGAUCUCAUGACUAUAGUCGAGUCUAUACGGGCUGAAAGGACUGCUUCAUCAGCAAACGCUGAAAGGGAAGAAACUCCAAGCAUCUUCACCUGUCAGGAGUGUAGAAUAGGCUUCAGUAAAGAAACAGACUUUGACGCUCACAUGAGAAAACACGCCAGAAAAAGGCGCUAUAAUUGCUCUCAGUGUGGAAAGGGGUUCAGUCUGAUCGGACUCCUCAACAGGCACAUGACCGUUCACACCGGAGAGAAACCCUUCACCUGUGAGCAGUGUGGAAAGAGCUACAGCACAAAGUUCAGCUUUACCAACCACCUGAACACUCACUCCGGAGAGAAGCCGUACAAAUGCUCUCACUGCGGGACGAGAUUCAAGACCUAUGGCUCCAAGUAUUCCCACAUGAAAACCCACACCCUGAAAUACAAAUGCUCCCAGUGCGAAAGGUCUUUCAGUCAGAGAGCAAACCUCGAAACCCACUUAAGAGUUCACACUGGAGUGAAACCCUUCACCUGUGUGCUGUGUGGAAUGAGCUUCACCUCUAAAUACAGUCAGGAGUCUCACCUGAGCACUCACGCUGAAGCACAGCCCUUUAUCUGUGCUCAGUGCGGGAGGCGUUUCACUAGAGAGAGUUACCUCCGGCGGCACACGAAGGUUCACGCGGUAGAGAAGACGUUUAAAUGUGGCCAGUGUGGAAAGGGUUUCAUGGUCAAAAGAAAUUAUCAGUAUCACAUGACGAUUCACAUCAAGGAGAGGUUGUUCCCCUGUGAUCAGUGUGGAAAGAGGUUUUCGCAUCAACUGAGCCUGAACGCCCAUAAGAGACUCCACAGACAGAACUAUUUAACCUGUCAGCACUGUGGAAAGGGUUUCAAUGAUAGAGUCAUGCUUAAGGUCCACAUGACAAUCCACACCGGAGAGAGACUCUACAAGUGCGGCCAGUGUCAGAAGAGUUUCAGACAUCGCGCUGGCCUACACAGACACAUGAAGGAUCAUGCCGGAUAAACCUGUGUUAAAGAAUAUGUAAGAAGAAAUGGUCGAAGUAGAGACGCACUUACUGAAUUAAUGUGAUGGGACGCAUUAAUGGACCAAGCAGCACACGUUUCCAGCACAGUGUAAAGCAUCUGAUGUGUUGUUUAGCUCAUUUCUGAAACGCCUCAGCCAAAGUCUGUCACCACAGUGCUUCAGUAUUAUAUUGAUUAUUCCCUUCACAAUACACUGUGGAAAUCAGUAUUGGCAGUAACUCUUAACGGAAGUGCAGAGGCAGCUCAAAGUCAUGUGACCCAAAUCAUCAAACAUAUUGAGACACACUAGUGCGCUAAUUCAUUACGUAACAAGACGCUAAGCUUCUGCUGCGGUCACACUAGAGUUUGAGCUUGCGAAAUUCUGUCGUCUGGCACUGCAAAAAGGGGCGGGAUUAAACAAUAUGAUUAGAUAUUAAUAAAGCGAGCGAUUGCUCCAUGUUUUAAAGUUCUGUCCAGAGAGGUCCUGCGUUGAUCCUCGAUUGGUCUCACGCAGUCAAGUGAUGCGAUUUCACAGGUCAGAGUUCACCAAGCUUGAACUUUCCUAUGCAGUGACCUGCGAAACUUGCAGCACGAGCUUGCGUUUCCGGUCUGACGCAUUCGCGUGCAUUUGAAUGGAAGUCUAUGACGGGAGAAACGUCUACCUACUGAUUCACCACCUUGGGAGCUAGGUUGCUAAUUGAGACAACCUUAGGGGCUGAUCACACCGUCUGAUGCGCCUCGCGUUUUUACUAUUGCACGAUGUGCGCUCGCAGUUGAAAAAAGUCACCUCUGAGCGGGAAACGUGUUACGUCAGUGACGUCUUUUUCAUUCUCCAAUCAAAUGAAAGCAGAGGCGGGGUUUCUGUUGAGUGACAGCAGUGUUUGGGAUAUCAAGACGACUACAGAGACUUUUAAAGAUGGAGGAGAGACUAGCGGUCGCUGUUUUGAGUUAUCUGGAGCUGAAGGACUUACAGAUCUAUAUAAUAUCACAAUAUUGUUAAAUAUUAAUUAUAUUAAUAUCAACAGCAACACUCGAACAAUAUGCAGCUGACUCAGUCGUUGCCUAUCGACAUUAAAAGCCCACCACGCUCCUCUUAUUUCUUGCCUCAUUUUUUGGGACGUAAAGACGUGUUCGGUGUGAUCAGCCCUACUCUGACACCAGGUCACCCCUGAUCGACCCCUGAUCAGGUUCGCUUAGUUUUCAGGUCUCAAAUUUAAAACCGCUUCACUGAAAAAUGUGCUGACCUUUUUAUUAUUGUCUUCAAUAUUUACUUUCUCUUAAACAAUAAAAAUAUACAGGAAAUCUGCACUGAGCAGUCUUUGUGUUAACUUCUGUCACCUCACAGACCAGAAAUCCAAUAUCCAGCAUGCUAAAAUGCUAGCACACCUAACCCCGCCCAUCACAGUGAUGUCACUAGCUCUGCUGAGGGCAUCUGUGUGAUUCUGUGUUCACACCAGACGCGGAAGAAGUGCCAAACAUGAUUGAUUUACAUGUUAAGUCAUUGCAAAGACCCGAAUGGACAUCCUGCGGCGCGAUUGACACUAUUCGCGAGAAUGAAGCGGCUCAAGUUGAGGAUUUUGCGCGAUUGACAUGCUUAACGCGCGUAUUACUCGAGUUGGAAAAUCUGAACUUCAACUGACGUUCACGCCGUAUUAACCAAUCAGGAGCUUGCUCUUGUUGGGGCGUGAUUAUGAUGUAGCACCUGUUGUUGGUGUCCCGGGGGAAAUUCUCUUGCCGAUACCGGAUAUCUGGUGUGAACUCAGCAUGAGUCUGCAGCUAUUAAAUUCCAGACCAAUCAACUGAUUCGAGCCCGCGUGGGGUCAGAUGAGAAAGCCAACGAGAGAGCUGAUUAGCCGUUGUGUUCAGGAGCUCAACAGAAAUGUCUGUGAUUGGCUGGAAUGGUCAUCGAUGCACUGGCUUCACUCUGCAUUUACACGAGAGCAUGUUAAAGCCGCGUCUAUCAGCUGAACUGUGCAGAUAUAUGAGCGAUCCAUCUGCUGAUAGAUCGGCUGAUUGACGAUGCUUUCAAACGCUACCUUGAACGCUUUCAGAAAGAUUUGCAAUGCUGUGCGUCACAUGUGCGGUGAUGUCAUCAUCACUCAAAUCAAACACUAGCAGAUUACUGUGGUAUAAACACAGCAAUGAAAAUAAAAGAGAGAGAGAUGGACUUAGUCACUUACCUGCUCUGUAAUGAUUUGAUCAGCUGUAGUUUGACAUUACGCUGAAGAAAUGCUUUUUUUUUCAGACCCCAAAGGAUUAUUAUGCUUUCUCUGUCGCCAUCUUGUGGCAGAAUGUCACCCGUCAAUUUCUUUGAAAGGCUGAUGGCGGCCGAUGUACUGAAUUUCCAAAAUUAUGCAAACAUAUUUUAAAAUAGGCAGUAUCCUUAUAAAUAAACUGCAUAGCUGCAAUCUAAACACUUACAUUCUCUUCUAAAAAAAGCCUCAAAAGUACAUUAUGUUGUCCAACAGCUGCAAUAUUUGUCAAACUGUAGUAAGUUUAUUAAUCUGCUGCCACUCUAUGUUGGCGGAGCGAUACACAAGGG